AUGUAUCUUCCAGAAAGACGCCUCUUCAGUCGACCAACCCUUGUGAUCUGUCUGGUUUUCUUUAGCCUUCUGUCUGUCUCCACAUUUUUGCACCUGCAGAAAAACAAUUAUUACCCAUGGUGGAGGAUCAGUAUAAAAAACACAUCUACCCUCCCAGACCAUGAACACUUGGAUAGAGGGAUGUGGACAGUGAACUCUAUUGGGCGUUUGGGAAACCAGAUGGGAGAAUAUGCCACCCUCUAUGCCUUAGCCAAGGUCAGUGGGCAUCAAGCCUACAUCCUUCCAGCCAUGCACCAGUAUCUGGCAACAAUAUUUAAGAUCAGUUUGCCUGUGAUCCCUUCUAGACUAGUUGACCAAAUCCCCUGGAAAAUCUACCAACUCCAUAACUGGAUGUCAGAGGAAUAUCGUCACAUCCAGGGCAAGUAUGUGUGGCUAACAGGUUACCCUUAUUCUUACACUUUUUAUCACCACAUCCACCAGGAGAUACUUCAGGAGUUCACUUUCCAUGACUACGUCAAGGAGGACACCAACCAAUAUCUUCUGCAGCUGCGGGGGCAGCGCAAGGAGGUCACAUACAUUGGAGUGCAUGUCCGGAGAGGGGAUUAUGUGUAUCUAAUGCCCUAUUUUUUAAAAGGUGUAGUGGCUGACAAAGGUUAUCUGGAGAAAGCCAUGAAUUACUUCAGAGAGAAAUACCAUGAUGCCAUCUUUGUGGUGGUCAGCAAUGGGAUGGAUUGGUGCAAGCAGAACAUUGAUGCAUCCAGGGGUGAUGUUUAUUUUGCUGGUGAUGGGCGGGAAUCAUCUCCAGGGAGGGACUUUGCUCUCAUUGCUCAUUGCAACCACACAAUAAUGACCAUUGGAUCAUAUGGCAUGUGGGCCAGCUACCUGGCUGGUGGGGAGACUAUUUACUUGGCCAACUAUACCCUCCCAGGCUCGUUUCACCUCAAGGUAUUCAAGCCAUCUGCAGUCUUCUUGCCUGAAUGGAUUGGGAUCCCAGCUGACCUUUCUCCUCUACUACCCAAGUCAUAACUUAGGUGCAGCUUCAUACUUUACUAGCUAAUAGUGGAAACAUCUGUAAGUCUAGGAAUUGACCCCACCAGGCAUGUAUGUCAGACAAGAGUGUUUUCUACAUGGUCACUUUAC
This is a messenger RNA of Eublepharis macularius, 1140 nucleotides long. RefSeq names its product galactoside alpha-(1,2)-fucosyltransferase 2-like. Lineage: Eukaryota; Metazoa; Chordata; Lepidosauria; Squamata; Eublepharidae. The transcript has a single exon. Gene Ontology annotation, cellular component: membrane. Gene Ontology annotation, molecular function: galactoside 2-alpha-L-fucosyltransferase activity. The record is from RefSeq and is a predicted model, not a curated record. Gene Ontology annotation, biological process: carbohydrate metabolic process. The coding region runs from base 1 to 1026 and encodes 341 amino acids.